Molecule: messenger RNA, 1178 nt
Organism: Odontomachus brunneus
Lineage: Eukaryota; Metazoa; Arthropoda; Insecta; Hymenoptera; Formicidae
Exons: 2
Coding region: 16-681 (221 amino acids)
Source: RefSeq, a predicted model, not a curated record
UCUGGGUAUAAAAAGAUGAAAAUGUGGGUCUACUUCAAACAAAUGUCUUUCUUGGCACCGCACAUUGCACAUAGAAUGUCACGCAGCUCUGUGGCAGAUUCUCAGCAAGAAAAAACUAUGACAUCGCAAAGUAUUCUGAAGUCCUCUCUAUUCACUGAAGAAUCUACAGUGAAGACAAUGUCGAGUCCAUUACCAUCAAAUAAUAUAUUGAAUUCCGAAAAUAUGCUGACAUGCUCUGACGAUAACAUUAACAAUAUUUUAUCUGAUAACACAUCAGUUAGUACCUCAGAUCAGCAAUCUCCUGUUACCGUACAAGAUUGUGAGGGCAAUGUAUUAGAGUGUGUAAAUAAUAGAAUGCAACAGAAUAAAGCUGCAGACAUUGUUACCGAGGCUGUGAACAACUCAAUCCGGAAGAAGAAAGUGGUACCAGCUCCAGAUCGAUUUGCAGCGAAAAGACAAAAAGGAAUGGAAACAAUGGAAAAUGUACUAUCCCAGUCUUCUCAUGCCUUAAAUGUUGUUGCAACGGCAUACAUGCAUCGUGCUGCUGCUGCUCAGCAACAGGAGCAGCAUCUAUAUAUUGUAGCAAUAAAUGAAGCAAUGAAAGGAGUACCAGAUAAAGAGAAAAUCACUUGUUUUAUGUCGAUCAUGCAAGUAAUUUCAGAGUGCUCACGAAACAAGUAAUUGCCAGGUAGAAAUAUCUUUGACAUACAAAAUAGUUUGUAUGUUCUGUGCUUUUCAAUAUAGUACCAAAAAGGCAUUUCUUUUACGUUAUUAUAGUUUCACACAUGCAAUUCUUUUUAUUUUGUAAUAUUGUUUUAUUUUCUUUGUUUUUAUAAGUCUCAAAAUUGCUUUUAGUUAAUGCCAAUUAUAUCAAACUUUUGUAACCAUUGGUACAGUGACAUUCUUGAGACUAAAUUCUGUCCAAACUAUGGAAGUCAAAUUAGUUUUCAUUUUUAAUGAAGCAUAAUAGUCAUUGUGCAAAAAUGACAUAUUUGAAGAGUAUGUAUCUAUUAUACAUUGCAUAUAAAUGGUGAUACAAUAUGGCUGUUCAAAUUUUAAGUAAUAUGUUGAUAAAUUGUUUAAGUUUAUUUUUUAUUCCAUUAUAUAUAAAAGUACUGUAUAACUGUUUAAAGUUUAGACUGAUUUAAUAUCAUAAAUAUUAUGGAAGUAUUAUUCAA